UCGCAGUUGAUGGUUUUUCUAUAUUACAUAAAACUAAUAUUGUGCUUGUAAUAACAUGUCUAGCCAUUUUAUCACCCUGGUUCUCACUAAAGUAAGAUGCAAAGAGAAUAUGUAAGAUGAGAAUAGUUCCUGAACGUAUUCGUAAAUGUCAAAGUGCCGUCAUAUUCAUCAGCUAGUGUUCGCAAAAUAUUACAAAAAAUAGUUUUUUUUCACGCAUUGACGCAUAAUAAUACAUGUAAAUAACAGAUUUGCAGUUAUAUAUUAUCAAUCAAAUGUGCAGCUAUGACUCAACCGAACCAAGUGAACGUAGACAUUGAAAAUGUUCCACCAUCCGAGGUAUCACCUCGGAAUAAUGUUUUGGUCAGAUUGGACUCAAUUUCUAGGCCUUCGCCAACAAACAGGAACAACGUGGGCCUCGGGGACCGCCUCAGCAGUGUCUUCAGGGAGAUUAGACCACUCGUUGAGCAGCAUGCUCGAAUGGGUAACAAUAGGCUGUCACUUCCAACAUGGCUUCCUCGGAACCCUCCUGGGACACACCAAGCAACAGACGUUCAGAGACCACAAAGUUCUAUAGCACAUGUGAACCUGGGCCCCAAUGCCCAGACGUACAUAGUGAACGAGAGGGUAGUGCUGGGCUCUCUGCCAUUGUCUCCAACGCAUGGGAUGAGUAAUGUGACCAUUGGGGAACCGGAGCCUCCUGAACCUGCGACCGACCACCAGGAGAUCAAUGUGUCAGUCAACCCGUCUAACAAUAAUAAUAUACAGGACAAUGUGGAUAAUGAUAGCCAAAGUGAAGAUGGUACACAUCAGUUCCUGUACGACGCGCGCGCCGGGCUCUUUGCCUUCUUCCUGCUCUUCUUCACAUUCUCACAUGUAAACACUGUAGUUAAACGAGAGCACGCCGCGCAACUGAACCGCAGCGUCCUGGGCCUCGGCUUCGAGCUGGCGUGGACGGCGGGCUUCGUGGCCGUCGUCCACUACGUGUUCGGCGACGGCAAGCUGCUGCCCAACGUGGUCAUGUUCCCCGCCUACGCCGGGCCCAUCGACGUCUGGGAGCUCAUAUGGCUGGUCGUGCUGACUGACCUCAUUGUCAAAAUUAUCACUGUUGAUGUGAAGAUACUGAUCACUAUGAUGCCUGCGUGCUUGCUGCCUUUUCAGAAAAGGGGUAAAGUGUACCUGUUCGUGGAGUCGGUGUCCCAGCUGUACCGCUGCCUGCUGACCAUCCAGCCCUGGCUGUUCUACCUCAUGCAGUCGUACGAGGGCUCCGAGAAGAUGGUCGGCAUGUUCCUGGUCUCCAUAUACGUGGUGGCUAAGCUGGUCGAGCUACUCAUGAGGAUACGGCUCUUCAAGAACGCGACGUGGACCAUGCUGCAGAGUGUGAAUUUCGGCACGAAGCCGACGAGCGAGCAAGUGCUCGCCGCGGGCGACGCGUGCUCGAUCUGCCACGACGACUUCAAGACGCCCGUGCGGCUAUCCUGCUCGCACAUCUUCUGCGAGCCCUGCAUCUCCGAGUGGUUCGACAGAGAGCACACGUGCCCGCUCUGCCGCGCCUCCGUCGAGGACGGCCACGCGUGGCGGAACGGCUCCACGACCUUCGACUUCCAGCUGUACUAGAGUGCUGCUAGUGUGGUGAGUUAGGACUCGGCAUUAUUAACAGAUUCAGUGCCGAAAAUCCGACUAUCAGGCAUUUUAUGAAUUCGUUCCGAGGUCGGACAACCCAACAGUCGUGGUUUUACAUAAUAAUAUGACAGGGCAGAUGUCCCGGUUAGCUGAAUGGCAAUGAAUAUGUUAAGAGUCAAGUCAGUCUUGUGCCUUGGCUCGGCCUAGCUUCGUUGUAAAAUACAGAUUGUAUGGACGGUAGAGGCACUCCGGUGUUCGAAAUGAGCUUUAGCGCGAUUCUUGUUUUAGUUUAAGCUUUGGUUAAUUAAGCGGAAUGCCAAGCCGGUGUGACAGUACCGAGAGAACAUUAUUAAAGUCUGCCUCUUAAAAUAACCCUAAUAAGAGUACCUAAUAAGGUUUAAUAUAGCAAUUUAUAUUAUUAUGUAUUAUAAUCGCUCUUAAACCAUUCGCAUUUAAACCAGAACAUGGACCCGUUUAUGACAGAUGUAGCACGAAAAGAUUUGCCUUCGUAUUGUUACGGAAACGUACGAAAUGUCAUGCUAUUUCAGUUAGUCUCAUGUACUGACAUUGACUGAACUAGCAUGACAAAUACGAAAAUAUCCGGGAAAAUACGAAGGAAACCCUUUUCGCACUACAUCUGUACAUUAAAAUUCAGAGCCUACUUAUAAAGACCUAUGUUCGUCACACCGGCAAAGUGUUGGCCUAAAUGUUGACUAUAUCCGUGUUCAAUGGGCGUCCAUUAUACAUACACAAGCAAGAAUGUCAUAUAAAUAUUGUCUCUUAGAACCCCUUUGGUGUCAGUUCGAUAUUCUAUGUAUUCUGCAGGGUUAGCACAUGAUUGCCUCGAGAGUAUGUCGCCGCGAGAUAGACUACCCGUCCUUAUGUCAUUAAUACAGUUAGAAAAAGACGUGUCAUCUAUCUCGCGGCGACAUACUCUCGCAGCCAUCAUGUGCUAGGCCUACUGCUUCAAUAACCUAAUUUUGUGAUAAUUUUACAUAGACUAUCUUCUAUCCUUGUUUACUCGUGUAUAGUUGUAUUUAAGU
Molecule: messenger RNA, 2663 nt
Organism: Leguminivora glycinivorella
Lineage: Eukaryota; Metazoa; Arthropoda; Insecta; Lepidoptera; Tortricidae
Product: RING finger and transmembrane domain-containing protein 2
Exons: 7
Coding region: 283-1614 (443 amino acids)
Biological process (GO): positive regulation of ERAD pathway
Molecular function (GO): ubiquitin protein ligase activity
Source: RefSeq, a predicted model, not a curated record